Molecule: messenger RNA, 1263 nt
Organism: Ipomoea triloba (trilobed morning glory)
Lineage: Eukaryota; Viridiplantae; Streptophyta; Magnoliopsida; Solanales; Convolvulaceae
Product: E3 ubiquitin-protein ligase SIRP1-like
Exons: 1
Coding region: 181-780 (199 amino acids)
Biological process (GO): protein ubiquitination
Cellular component (GO): cytoplasm
Molecular function (GO): ubiquitin protein ligase activity
Source: RefSeq, a predicted model, not a curated record
UUAUUCCUAGCCUCCUAGGAUCAUUAUCAAUGGGUGAGUAGGAAUUUUCCACUUACGUCUUACGCGUUAAAAAAAAAAAAAAAAAAAAAAAAAGGAAUUUUCCACUUACGCAAGUUCAUAUUACCAAACAAUUCAACAAAUGACGUACCGGUAGCCGAGAUUCUGAGUGUCGUCGGGCAAAUGGAUUCUCUGCCUCUGUCACUGCACAACUGUUCAGACACAAACCCUAAUUCUUCUCCCUCACGCAAUUCCAACUCCAUUUUUUUGGCUCCUGCAAGUGGUUUUGCACCUUCCGGCGACAACUUUCGCAUUAAUCUCCGUCUUCAGCUCCAUCACCACGGCUCCAACGAUGAUCGGAAUUCCCUCACCACCGAUACAAACCUCCGCCAUAGCCAAGCUUCAGAGUUUUCUGCACAAUCAUCACAACAACGCAUAAAAGUCGACUCUUCGAUUCUCGAAAAGGAUCCGGCGAUUUGUUGCCCUAUUUGCAAAGACGAGCUUUUCCUCGAUUUGGAUUUGAAGGUGCUGCCUUGCAAGCACAAGUUCCACGUGAACUGCAUCUCGCGGUGGUUGAAGAUAAAGAAUUCGUGUCCGAUUUGUCGAUUCCAGAUGCCGAUCAAGGCGGAUUCAGGGGCGUUUGACAGGCAGAGAUCAGUAGAAUCUGAAGAAUUUUUGGAGGAUUACGAUGAUGAUGAUGAGUUUUCAGGCGCUUGGCAUCCACCAAUUAGGCGAGUUCCGCGGAGCUAUAAUCUCUCGGAGAUGUUCUCAGUGCGCUUCUGAGUGAUGAUCUGAUCUUCUUCGCAGACUAAGGCACCAGCUCAGUCACAUUGCAGAAACACGUAAUUUGGUGGAGCUGAUUGAGAACUUUCUGCAGAUUGAGCUUGCGAUUCAGAUAGUGAUGAGAUUGCUUGAUUAUGGCGUUGGGGAGUUCUAAUUGCUGCAGGGAGAGUCAUCAGUCAUGAUGAUAAUGAUGAAGGGUAAUGUGCUGGGACUCUCUGAGCUUAUUUGUGUUUUUAUGAUUAGAAAACUCACAACCAUUAAUCGACAGAGGUUUAUUUAAGUUAGAUACAUGCAAGAAUACUUAUUUUUAAGGUCAUAUGCACUAAUUUAAUAGUGUAAAUUGAAAGUUUUGGAUAUUUAGAAUCAUGUAUCAUGUCAGGUUCUAGAACUUCACUACCCUCGUAUCGAGGUUGAGGCAACUCGUAAAAUUAUACAGAUGAAUGAGAUAGUAUAUAUAUAAUUAGUAAACGAGUUUUUAUUUUU